GUAGCUAACGGCUAGGCUACGUAUCCAGUCAGCAUGGAGAGAAAAGUUUUGGCACUCCAGGCGAGGAAAAAGAGGGUGAAAGCAAAGAAGACCAGCAAAAAGCAGCCAGCCAAUCCCAGAGCUCGACAGCAGCCCCAGCUAGAAGCCUCGCCUCAGGAACCCGAGGAACCAGAGGAGAUUCUUGGCUCUGAUGAUGAAGAGCAGGAGGACCCUAACGACUACUGCAAAGGUGGCUACCACCACGUGAAAGUAGGUGACCUGUACAACGGAAAAUACCAUGUAAUCCGGAAACUGGGAUGGGGACACUUCUCCACUGUGUGGCUCGCCUGGGACAUCCAGGUGAAGAGAUUUGUUGCAAUGAAGGUGGUGAAGAGUGCAGAGCACUACACAGAGACGGCAGUAGAUGAGAUCAAACUCCUCCGAUCUGUAAGAAACUCAGACCCCAAUGACCCCAAGCGGGAAAUGGUGGUCCAGAUGGUAGAUGACUUCAAGAUCUCUGGUGUGAAUGGAACUCACGUCUGCAUGGUAUUUGAGGUUUUGGGGCAUCACUUAUUGAAGUGGAUAAUAAAGUCCAAUUACCAAGGGUUGCCGCUGCCUUGUGUGAAGAGCAUCAUAAAACAGGUUCUCCAAGGCCUAGACUACUUGCACACAAAGUGUCAGAUCAUCCACACAGACAUCAAGCCAGAAAAUAUCCUGAUGAGUGUUGAUGAGCCUUACGUCCGAAAGCUUGCAGCAGAAGCCACAGAGUGGCAGAGGACUGGGGCGCCUCCUCCCUCCGGUUCAGCAAUAAGCACAGCACCUGCUCCAAAACAGACGGUAAAAAUGUCCAAAAACAAGAAGAAGAAGUUAAAAAAGAAGCAGAAGCGUCAGGCAGAGCUGCUGGAAAAGUGCAUCCUGGACCUGGAGGAGAUGGAAAAGACCACAGAAACACGAGAGGAAGAAGAGGAUGAAGAUGAGGACCCACAGUCUCCGAAGGGACGGGAUCCACAGUCUCCGAAGGGACGGGACCCACAGUCUCCAAAGGGACGGGACCCACAGUCUCCAAAGGGACGGGUCUGUGCUCCUCUCAGACAGGUGUCUCUUCUUGACCUGGGAAACGAGGAAGCAGAGGGGAGCAGCAUGAAUGCAGAUCUCAUGAGGGUGGGACGAGAAGAGCUGUUGGAGGUGAACUGUAAUGGCUAUGCGGAGGUGGAGCAGAGGCAGUCCCGUUGGAGGGACGAAGACCAACAUAAUGGCAACGCAGAGCCCACACAGAAAUGUGCCAGUCUGGAGGAGCAACGCGAGGACUCCCGUGUUCACCCCGUUUGUAACGGCGUGGACUCUACAGAUCUCAAUGAGCUGGACACUGAGAUUGAAGGCAGGGGAGCUCACAGCAGUGAAGGAACUGAGAGACACCUUCCUGCUGGACUGGAGGAGGGUGAGCUGGAGCAAAGCGUUUGUCAGGAGGAGAGAGAGGACAGGCCCGACUGUCAGUACGAAACUGAAGAAAGCCUGAGAAACGACAAGCUAACAGCAGGAUCCCUGCUAGUUAACCCCCUUGAGCCAGUCAAUGCCGACCAGAUCAAGGUCAAGAUUGCAGAUUUGGGAAAUGCUUGCUGGGUGCACAAGCACUUUACAGAAGACAUCCAGACACGGCAGUACCGAUCCUUAGAGGUACUCAUUGGUUCUGGAUACAGCACACCAGCUGAUAUAUGGAGCACAGCCUGCAUGGCCUUUGAGCUUGCCACAGGGGACUACUUGUUUGAACCACAUUCUGGAGAAGAUUAUUCCAGGGAUGAAGACCAUAUAGCGCUGAUCAUUGAGCUGCUGGGGAGUGUCCCACGCAAACUCAUAAUGACUGGCAAAUAUUCCAAGGAUUUUUUCACUAAGAAAGGCGAUUUGAAGCACAUCACCAAGCUAAAGCCAUGGGGCCUGCUGGAGGUGCUGGUCGACAAGUACGAGUGGCCCCGUGAAGAAGCCGAGUGCUUCACUGACUUCCUGCUCCCCAUGUUGGAGCUGAUCCCUGAGAAGAGAGCCACGGCUGCAGAGUGCCUGCUCCACCCGUGGCUUUCCCUCUAGUGGAGGCCUCCGGCUAUUGUACCUCCCUUCCCUCCUACUCUCUCCAGAGACUGCAACAGAUCACUUUCCAGUUUGGGCAUAUCAGAUGAAUAUUUAUUUCUCUUUUUGUUUCGUUGUUUUUUUGGAUUUCUUAUGUUCUCGUUAUUGAGCGCUUGCUUCAUUGUAUGUUUGCUUUGUAUUUGUUGGUUCUUCCCUCCAUGUGAUGACGUCAAGAAUCCCGUGGGUUAUAUUACUUUGUGGUCAUGUUGGCUCCAACUGCUGUGCUCCGUUUACCCACCCAACUACGCAAACCUGUUAUUGUACUGCUAGUGACUCAUCCUUGUUUGUUACACUCCUGCACUAAAACCCAAACAAAUCAAGGAUAUGUAGCCGUUAUUGCUAAUUUUUGACCCCAUAAAAAGGACUUGCUAUCUCUUUUUUUCUUCGUACAUUUCAUUAGUGCUGUGUUCUCUCUUUUUUAUGAAUUAUUUUAUCUUCUAUUACACAUGUAAGGUAUACAUUUUGUAUUUGUAAAGUAGGCUUAGGAAGUUGCACACUGGGCUGACAUGUACACUGACUGUGGUAACGUUCACACAGCAUUUCUCUAGACAGACAGACUCUAGUUUUCUUACUGAGACACCGCUGUCUGACAAUGUAGGUUAUUUAGCCAUAAUAAAUCCAUUGUCACCUGGUAUUUAGUGUGGUUAGUCAAUCAUAAUAAAUGAGAUUGUUCCUUUCUCAUGGGAGGCUGGUAUUCUCAUACACAUAUUACAAUUCAGGAAUAUAGUGUUUUAAAGGUUUCAACAAGAUGACACGCUAGGAAGCCCAAUUUAAAGGAAAAAAAGGAAAUAAACUGUAUAUAUCUGUACCAAAGAGUUUGCCUUUAUGUAUAUUACAGUUAUGUACAGUUUUUAACAAAUCUUAUAUCUUAGCUAAAAUUAUUUAGCUGGGUAGCUGUGUUUUAAUAAAAGUGAAUGGAAGAUGUGUUUGAGCUUGGUUGUAUGUGUGGCCAACUGUUCAAUAAUGUCACAGUUUUUACCAUUGAAAUGGUAAGGUAUGAUGUUAUGUAAUGGUGUCCCAAAUGGAUCAUAUCAAAGUAAGCUAUGUAUCUGUGGAAGCCUAGGUAAAAACAGAAUCUUACAUCAGUGUCAGAUUCAAAAACAUAGACUUUGUGUGAACAAACUGUACAACACACCAUAUAAUAAAACAGA
Molecule: messenger RNA, 3248 nt
Organism: Scomber japonicus (chub mackerel)
Lineage: Eukaryota; Metazoa; Chordata; Actinopteri; Scombriformes; Scombridae
Gene: srpk1a
Product: SRSF protein kinase 1a
Exons: 16
Coding region: 34-2058 (674 amino acids)
Biological process (GO): spliceosomal complex assembly; regulation of mRNA processing; protein phosphorylation
Molecular function (GO): protein kinase activity; ATP binding
Source: RefSeq, a predicted model, not a curated record